Molecule: messenger RNA, 12353 nt
Organism: Cinara cedri
Lineage: Eukaryota; Metazoa; Arthropoda; Insecta; Hemiptera; Aphididae
Source: the annotation of a GenBank genome assembly
AUGUUAUUUUUAUCAAGUUUCAUGAUGCAAAAAAACCAAACAUCAAGUAAUCUGGAAGCAUCAGAUGAUGAAAGUGAGACAACUAAUAGCGAAAAAAUACUGAAAAUCCAAAUUUAAAUGAGAACGGAAAUGAAAUUGAAGACGAAGAUACUACAUAUUUGAUUGAUAAACCAGAAGUACUUUCUGAGCCUGUAUUUAAAAAACCGAAAAGAAAAUGGAAAAAAUAAAGUUCAAAAACAAGUAAAUCAGCUGCUUAAGAUCCGUAUUUAUUAUUUUUUAUUAGUCUUUUACCAGAUUUUCAAAAAUUCAAUGUAAAAAUCAGCUUCAGUUAAAACAGUUUAUGUUGACAAAUUUAAAUACCUACAUCGAAAUCAAGAAGCUCAAGAAUCAUUAGGUGAUGAUAAAGCACUAUAUCAUAAUACUACACAAUAUGCACCAAUAGGAAAACUCCAAACCUAUAACUAUACCUUCAGUCCACCCGGAUUUUCAUCAUCAUACAGCUCAACAUACUGACUUCUUAUUUCAAAUACUUAAUACUUACAGUAAAACCUCUAUUAAUGGACCCUUCCCAAUAGUGGACACUUUUAAAUUCCCCGGCAAAAAUUUAUGUAAAUUAGAGGAGUUAUAACCCUCUUAAUAGUGGAUGUCGACACUAAAACCUGGAACUAAAAUUAAAAAUUACCUCAUAAAUAGACACAAUACACAUCAUCAUAUCAUAAAAUAUGACGAUAUUUCGUCAUAUUUUACCUAAAGUGGAUCAAAAUGUAGAAAACAAAUCUAUAAACGUGUUUUAGAUGCAAUAUUUUAGAAAUAAUCUACAUUAAAGAAUAUAAAACCAGAAAAAGUCAAAAACUGUUUUAAAAAGUCGGGAUUUUUUUCGUCCGAUAUAGAAGAAUACGUAACGGAACAUAAUAAUGAUGCAAAUUUGAACAUAUUCAUAGAACUUGUACUAAGUACUGUUAAAUCGAAGACUAUAUUUCUAUAGAUAAUAAUAUUAGAUAUAGUCAAAAGUAACCUGGACAAUUUGGGUGAAAAAAAAAUUGAACAACCCGAAGAAAAAGAACAAGAGGAAAAAGAAUACGAAUCGAUAUACAAUCCAACAUUUGAAGAAGUUCGGAAAACAAUAAAUACUUUAAAAAUAAGGUAAUAGGAAAUAGGUGAGAAGUUGGGAGCGUAGGAUAAAAAGGGAUAUUCAAUGGAUUUGUACGCAGAUUAUACAUUGUCAACAAAAAGCGAUUAUGAGCAGAGUUUGGUUACACAUAUUAUGAAAGACUGUAGGUUAUAUUCACGAUUUUCGUCAAAAUUUGAUAUUAAAAUUCUUAUUAAAAAAAAAAAAUACUACAUAAAACUCAAAUUUUUUUUGUUGGCCACUUCGUAUAAUGAAUCUCCUGUUAUAUUGUCAAGCAUUUCUAUUUGUUCCAAUAUUUUUAUCAACAGUGUGUAUCUACCAAAUAAAAAGACUAUAAAUACUAAAAAAAAAAAAAAAUAGUCCAUAAAUAGCUUAAAAACAAAGUAACAUCUCAGACAGAUUUCUUUUCCAAAAAAGUGCUGUAAUUAAUAUUAGAGCAAAAAAAAUAUUGAUAGAAGUUGUUUACAGAAAAAAAAAUUCAUUGUAACACAUGCUCCCACUUACGCUUACAUAUCCGCUCAGAAUCUAAAACUUCAAAUAAUAAAAUCGUUUCGCCGUAAUUUGAAAAAAAAAUCGCAAUUUUUGUCUUGUUUCUUUUUUCUCGAUUUUUUGAAAACUACUUUCGUUAUUGAAAAAUGAUUUUCUUUUUCAGUGACUAUAAUAUAUUAAAAGAAACAAAAUCAAUCUCUUAUUGUUUUUCGAUUGGAGCAAUAUUUCUGAUAGGAAACUAUAAGGCAAAAAUUAAAAACACUGAAAUAGGUAACGCCGUGGUGCGCUAUAAAUAUUUUCUAUCUUUCCGGUAAUUGUUUUUCUGGUUUUUCUGAAUUACUAUAAAAAAAACCCUAUAAAAAAAUCAAACUGGUAAAAAUCUCCUUUCAGAAUAUGUACUACACGUGAUACUUCAGAAGAUUUUUAGUACAAAAGUUGUUUACAGACAAAAAAAAAUACAAAAAUACUAAAAAAAAAGUUAAUGCCUAUUAUUUUUGUAGAAAAUAGUUAUGAUUUUUUCAGUUAAAUUAAAUUAAACAGUAUUCAACACGUAGUUGUUUAGUACAAGAGAGAGUCAAAAGUCAAACGGGAUUCCAAACAGACAGUUCGCUAAUAUUUCUUCCGAUGACUAACGAAAAACUUGUACAUACUGCGCGUUUCAAGGCCUCAUAUUGUGAUGAAUAUAUAAUCUAACAAAGAACACUAUAAUAUUAUGGAAGGGAGAACGUAUACCAUAUCAUAUAUGCGUAGGUAUUAUAAUAUUAUAAUUGGUUUUGUACCAGUCCAAGACGAGUAGUAAACAUACUUAUCUGAUCAUUCCACAUUUAAACGCUGUAGGUGCGAGUAAAAAUUAUUUAAUUUUUAAAUAUGAUGUGAUAAAAUAUUUACUUUGAUAAAUCGGUUUUCAGUUGUUGUUAAACAAUAGCAAAUGACCAAUUUGCAAUAUAACAAUAGUUAUCAUCCAUAGUGCAUGUAACGCUCGAAAAAAUAAAUUAGAAAUUUAUAAAUGCUUAAAACACCAUGUUUACUAGUAUUUAUUUUAUAAUCGUGAUAUCGACUAGCAUUUUCGGUGUUUAUCAAACUGAUUUUGCAUUGCCUUUAGAUCAAGUAGAAGAAAUAUCCGAAUAUUCUUACGAAAAAUGUUUGUUAAUGAGAAAAAUUUUCUACGAAGGCCAAUGUUGGGAAUUACUGUCUAAAGGACCGUGCGAUAAGAGUAAGUGACAACAAAUAUUUUAUUAAAUAAAUAUAGUAGACAAAUGUAAUAAAUAGAUAAAUUUAAACUUCUGCUAAAAAAACGCAUACAGAGUGUCCCACGAAGAUUUACCCAUUGUAAUAUUAUUAUUAUUAAUAAUACCUCCGGAGAUGACAAUGAGAAUCGAAUUCUGGUUUUUAUAUUAUUCAUCACUAGGAUAAGGACUACAUGUUUUAUGUUUUGGUAAAAAAUUUAAAUAAAAGAAAAGAAUGAAGUGUAUACACUUUAUAGUGUAUAGUCAAUUAAUCGUAAUAACAAUAAUCAAUAAGCUUGUUGUAUAGUAAUAGGCAUUUUUCUCUAAACUUUAAAAAAUUGUUAAAAAACGGAUUUAAUGAAGAUAAAAAGUUGAAACAUCAAAAUUUUCAGAAAAAUAAACAUUAUAAAAUGACCACUUUCAAAUUUUUCAAAAGUAAAUGUUUUUUUUAUCGAAGAAUAAACAAUUUAUUGCAAUAUAAAUUGUCGUAGUUCUUAUCCCUAUGAAUAAUAUGAAAAAAAAGCAGAUACUGGGAAUGGGUGCGGCUACUAUUGUAGGUGAGAAGUUGGGAAGUUAGGAUACAUAAGGUUACUUCUUUUAUAUCUGUAAGUAAUGAUAAAAUAUUGCUGAUGAAAGACGAAUUCCGAGCGCAGUUCAGUAAUACAUAAUUUGAAGUGCCAUAAUUUUCAUUAAUCUAACUUUUCUACGUUUUUUCCCGAUUAUUAUGAAAACUAAUAUGAAAGUCAAAAAACGACCUGCAUCUUUAAAAACAAGAUUAAUAAUUCAACAAAAAAGGUGUCUUGUAGUUUUUUAUUUGAAGCCAUAUUUGUGCUAGAAAACGUGGUAGGUACUUAUUUAAAAUAACGAAAUAGUGAAAAAAAUCGAAUUUUUUUCCUCGGUUACUAGUUUUUAUUUUAAAUACAGUUUCGGAGAUCAAAAAAUAACGUAUAUAUUUUCUAAGUAGAUAAAAUUUAAAUUCAGAAAAGGUGCUACACUUAUACAUCGUAGCAAGUUUUCUAGAUUAAAAGUAGUCUACGGUAUAUAUGUAUAUAUAAAAAAAAAUACGAUUAUAAAACAAUUAAAAAAAAGAAAAAUUUUCUUUUGAUUAUUUUGGAAAUUUUACCACGUCUAGGUAAGUCCGAUAUAAGUAUUAUUAUAAAGUUUCAAGUCAUCUAUGUGUAUUUAUAACCGAAUUACAGCAAAAAAUACUUCCAACAAUUAAAAUUCCUUAAAAACUCAAAAGUUUUGUCGAUGAAACCGUAAGAAAGUAAAUCAGAAAGGCAACAAAAUAAGUGUCUAAUAAUUUGUCGAAUAAAUCAUUUUCUCCAGUAGAAAACGUCGUUCGUUUUUUAUUUAAAAAAUGGCGUCGAAAAUCAAAAACUUACCUCUUCAAACAAAGUACAAUCUAAACAAAUUGAGCUUUCAGAAAAAGUGCUAUACGUAAAUAUCGGAACAAGUUUAUUAUAUUUAUUGUUUGUUUAAUUAUUGUCAAACUUAAUUUAUUCAUUUGGUUUUGAAUAACAAAUUUAAGUUAUAACUACAAUUAGUCUAGGUUUUUUCUUUUACCAAUUAUUAUUUAUUUUGUCGGAAGUCAUAAUAUAUGCUAUUAUUGCCUAUUAUUUUAUACGACCUAUAUAAUUUAUCUGGUUCCAGCCAAUCAAAUCAACAAAAUAUGAUUAUUAUACAUAGGAGUUUUGGACUAUUAUUUCAAGUUUAGAAGUUAGUCAUAUUAGGCAUAUCACAUUAUGUACUUAAUUUUAAAAAAACUCUACAUUAUUAUGAAACCUUUUAAAUUUAUUGUAAUUUUCUAUUGUUUUUUAAUCUGUUUUAAACCGGUACUAUUAUACAUAUUUUUUUUUAAUUUAACGGACGUGCGUACAAAUUAAAAAUAAUAAAACCGUAUACCAUGACAUUCAGUAAAUAUUUGCCGUUUUUUCAAUCAUUUUCUUUCUGAUUUUUCCCAAUUAUUUAGAAAACUUUUUGUAAAAUCAAAAACUGCAUCAACUAGAAAAAAUUAUUUUCAGUGAAGGUGUUACGCUUAUUACAUCGGAGUAAUAUUUCUUUUCUAAAAGUUGAUUACAGACACACACAUAGAUCCCUGUCUACGCUCCGAAUCUAAAAUCAAUGUGAAUUCAUCUACAAAAAAAACCUUAAAAAAUUAUUCAAAUAAUGCGAUGACGGAAUUUAUAUUAUUUUUUGGCGAUUCCAAAAUUUUGAAAUCAACUACAUUAAAAAUCACAAAAGACCUUUUUCUUUAAUAUUUCAAUUAUAUAUUAUAAAACUCACCUGAGCCUAACAAUGGGAUAUGAGAGGCUGACACCAUUGACUAAUUUUUAUACUUAUUAAACGUAUCUUGAAUAUUAUAUUAGGUAUUCAGGUGUCAAUAUUUAUUCUACUCUCCCCAAUUAGAUUGAACCUUAUUUAUGACUCUGGUGAAAAGAAAACAAUGUUAUGUAAUUCAUGUAAUUAAAUCUCUAUUAAAAAAAAAAAAAAAAAAAAAAUAAUUUGCAUAUAUCUAUUUAACGUUUUCAACAAUUUUCGUCAAAAUAUAAAUAUACAAAUCAAAUUGGCAAUUUGAUGGCCCACAAAAAAUCAAGUUAUUAAAUGUCAUGUUAUCAUAACUCAUAAUCUAUAACAUAAAUAUGAAAUUAAGUUAUAAUAAGAGUUAACCUCGAGAGCCAAUGAAUAUGAAUACAUUUGAAAUCUAUGAAUAAUAAGGAAACCAAUUUUUUAUAGUUUAUUUACGAAUAGGUUUAUAAAAAAACAAACAAAUACGAUUCUGAAAAAAGAAACCACUUUAUAUAAUAGAAACAACAUAAUAUUGUAUGUAUAUUGUAAAAAACAAUAAUACUUGGUUUUUGUUAUUCACUAAAAAAACAUAACCCGAGUAACAUUUUUCUCAUACCGUUGGAUCGUAGGUACAAUAUUAAUAAUUGUUCACAAUUGUUUCAGAAAUAUAUAUUUUAAUGAAGGCACUUAAAACAAUUAUUUUAAUAAUAAUCGUAUUAAGGAUACAUUUAUUUUUUGUAAUUACAUAAAAUGUUGCUGAAGUUUUUGUCUCCUGGCCUUGUAGAACAAAAACAAUUACCUAUUUGUUACUAUUUGUUACAGUUUUAUAAGAUGUAUAGACAAAAAUGGAAUUAUUAAUUUAUUUCGAGUUAAAAGUAAAAUCCAUAAUGCAUAAAUAAUUGAUCCAUGUUCCGCACAUAUGAAACACAAUGGAGGCUAGACUAUUGAUCUAUAUCAUGCAUGCACAGUGGCAUAUUAAAUGGGGGGGGGAUUAAUUAAUUUCUAUGAAAUAUAUAUUUUUGGUCAAUAAUAACGGAAAACUAAUAUACAUAUUAUACAAUUGUAAAUACGUAUUCGAACAAUUUGUCCGCCAAAUUAAAAUAAACACUGGCAUUUUAAAAUGCCUUUGAAAUUUGUUUUCUGUUAUUCUGUUUAAAGAUAUUAAAUAAUAAUUUAAUUUAACAUUUUGGGGGUAUUUGAGUAUUUCCAAGAAAAUUGUGUAGAUAUGAGGGACGUACAGUGCGACUAUUGUCACUAUUUAAUAUUGCCAAUUUUAAUUCAUAAUCGACAAUCGUUGUUUUUGCUGCACUGCAAGUGGUAGUAGGUAUUUUUAUUUUAUGCUCCAUCAAGCGGAAGGAACUAUGAAGUACAUUAUUCCAAUUUUUUUUUAUCCUUAAAUGCAUAUUUAUUUUGAGUUUUAUUAGAUAAAGAUGAGUAUAUUAAUAUAUUAUUAUGGGUGAUUUUUCAAUUACGUUUGAAGUAUAUUAACUAUGGAUAAGUGGAUAAUAAGAAAACUUAAAACUUGAAAAAACAAAAUACAUAAUACCUUAUAUUAGAUACAUACACAUUGUAUUAUAAAUAAUCUAUUAAAGUUUACGAUUAUGUCUUGUUUUGUUCAUGUUAUCCUAUUUGUUUAUUUAAAAAUUAGCCCUUCCAAAAAAAAAAAAAAAGUCUGGGUAUAAAUAUGCCACUGUACCCGAAAACUUUGUUAAAUAAUAUUGUUGUAACUGAACUGAAACAACUACUUCCCACGCAACAAUUAUAUAGGUUAAUGGAAACGUGAACAAAUUUCCAAGUUUCUUUAAGUGGGUGUAAUGUGUGGCGUACGUAGGAAGGUAUUAAAGAAAUUUAUCUACCCAGAACUUAAUUGGGAGGGGCACGAACGAGUUAGUGUCGGCCACGUAAAAUAUUCAAAUUUUAAUAGAAUUUUUUAAGCUGUUUAGCGUCAAUGUACUGUAAAAAGUACCUAGUAGCAAAAACUUGUGUUUUUCUAAUAUAUUUCUUCAACGAGUCGACAAAUUCGUGAAGAUCAUUUGCCACGUCCGUACAAUAAUCAUUGAGGUAGCUCCCUGUGUAUAUAUUAACACAAUGCGGUAUAACAGAAUCCUCAAUGUUCAAGUCCUUAAAUUUUUUUAAAUCUGUUUUUGUGUAAAAAUAAGAAAUUAUUAUCAAUAUGGAAAAAAUGGUGUACACGUUUCAAUGUGUUUGAACAAUCCUAUGCAGAAAAACGAAGCGAUGGUCGUUUGCACGAAGGCAAUAAUUUUAACCAAAAUAUAAACAGUCCGUUUGGACGAAUGAAAUUAUUCUUACCAGAGAUAAAAAAACUGGUUUAUAGUCAAUAUCGUUUCUGAUUAAUAUUAUUAUUAUUAUUAUCGUCCAAUAUUAUCGAAGGCAAGAUUGCGUACUAACAGUUCCUUGUCGAUAUUUUUAUAUUAUUAGUUGUAAUGUAACAUUUUAAAAUUCGGUUUUACAUUUAAAACUAUACUUGUUUAAAGUUACAAUCGACUUACAGACAUUUAAAGACAAUGGUGAUAAAAUUGUCGAGUUUUCUAACUAUUAACGGUAGAUAUACACAAUUAGAAUGAGAACCUAUCAUAUGGCUAUUUGGCGCGAUCGAAAUUAGAAAAUCCGAUUCCGAAUAUCUAAAGAGGUACCUAGUUCUUUGAGUUUCGAGAUGUAUUAAUGAUCAAACAUCAUCACAAUCAGAUAGGUAAAUUCAAAUAUAUAUACCUUGUACACUUACAUACUAUAAUUUAUUUAUUUAGGAACGAUGAUGUGUCAUACCAAUAUCCAUUAACUACUUUUAACGCUACGAUUUUAUGCAACUGGAAUUUUUUUUAAUAACCGCUGGCUAUCCAUAGGGAAAAAUGGGAUAGUGCCACGGGGCUCCGGAACUCAGGGAGGGCUCGAGGUUUCUAGGAAAAUUUCUUAAAUUACUUCCUUAAAAUAAUUGCAAAUUUCGGUGUAUUUAAUAGUGAAUGUUUCAAAAUCUUUCGAGUCACAAUCAUAAAAUAAAAUAAUAAUACACACAGUAUUAUGCAAUGAACGAUGUUCCCGUCAUGUACAUUAUAAAUUAACUAUUACCAAAUACAUAAUAAAUGGUAAAAUAGUCAAUUGACAUUAUUAUUGUACUCUUGAGUACAAGUGGUUCCCCGCCGCCGAAGAUAAUAUCUGUCGAUAAUAUCUUCAAGUGUGAAUACGCUCUACGAUUUGAAUAAAUAGCUUAUGAUUUUCUUUAAUGCAGCCGUAUUUGUCCGGCAUAAUCGGUAAAUCCAUAAUAAAUUUUAAAAAUAGAAAUAUUAAUUUUUUUUUUUUUUAAAAGGAAAUCAAAAUACAAAUUUCCUGAUAUUUUUAUGAAGUUUAUAAAAAUAAUAAAAAUUGUCUUAAAUGUCAAAAACUGCUAUACAAAUUUAAAAAAGUUCUAAAAAUACGAAAAAAUAUAUAAAAUAAAAGUUUCAUAUUUUAAUUAUUUGAUGAAUGCAACGGGUUUGGGAAUUAUUGCUUUAGGACAUUCAGAAAAAUAAUAACACGCGUCAGAAGUGGAUUUUGAUAUCAAAAAAAAAAGGUGUCAAACUGAUGUAGGUAUUUUAUUUUGUUAAACAGAAGAUGUAAUAGGUACUCAUACACUAAAAUACUAAAAUCUACGAAAUAUAAUCACACAAAUUAGUUUAAAUUAGAUAUAAAUGAAUCGAGAAAUCGGGGUAGUGAAUCAAAAAAACAUAAUUAUAAACGAAGAGACACUAUAGAUACAUUAUAGUAAUCAUGUACAUUUAUAGGCUCUCUUAAGUCUGUAUUAAACAGUAAGGCAAAUUGAAAUUAUUUUUAAAAUAAUCAUGAAACCAUUUCGAACACGUUUCUGAACAAAUUCGGACAAAGGACUACACCAAUUGUUAAGUUGAUUAUUGUUGUUAUUUUUUUAUUUUUGUACCUAUACCAGAUCAGUGGUUGGUGUUGGAAUGGUCGAACGACGACCGUGAACAGCAGGAGCCGAUGAAGGCCAGGUGCGCGAAACGUCGGUGCAACGAGUCGGAUGUGUAUUGGCCUCAGGACGGGUUUUGCUACAACGCCGAGACGGCCCGCCAUCGUCGACUUUGCCCGGGCGCGGACACAGAGCUGGCCGCAGACGAAUUCGGUGACGGCCACUGUAAGUGCCGGAACGGCGACCGAGUACCGUACGUGCGGGUCGCCCCCGCCGACCGCAACUACUACUACGGUGACGAAGAUUCGAAGCCGUGUUAUCCGCUUUACGCCAAGGGGCCGUGCCCACGGGGUCAAGUGCUCAUUCCCGUCGGAUUGGGGUAACACCGUUUUCUAAUGUUAAUUAUAUUUACAAUCCCGAGGCUUUUUAAAUAUCGACUUUAACUACCUAUCUAUAUGCAUCGAAAUAUCAUUUCAGUCUCGGUUGGCGGUGAGGAUAAUAAGGAAACAUAGCAUAACUAUAGACAGUGGCGUGCGCAUCAGAAGGUGAAGUUAGGGUGUCAGUCAUUUCCCCCCAUCCCCCCAUUGGCAUACAAAUACAAAAAUCAUAAUAUGAAUAAUCGGUGUCUGAGCGUUUGCGGUAUCGACCUUUAUGGUGGCACUUGCGGUCACUCAGUUAUUUUUUUUUUACCUGCUAUCUUUCUUUACACGGACAUUCGUGUUUCUGUAUAUUUUCAUAGUUAAGAUUCGAAAAUGUAUUGAAUUCUAUUGGUUUUACUAUGAUGUGUGUUCAAACAAGAGCAUAGUUUAGGCCUACAUAUACAGGCAAUCAUAAUUUAUUUUUAAUUUUUAAUAUUACAUAGCUUAGAGUAAAAUAAAACUUUCCACCUUUUGUAUUAUUUAAUUAUUUUUAUAUAAGCACACAAUUAGAUACGACAACUUAAUAAAACCUUAAUAAUUAAUAGACCUCGACCAACAUUUUAAGCUGUGUACAAAUGUCUUAUGUCAGAAGCUAAUAUUUGAUCGACAUUUUUUUGAACAUGAAGGAAAAGAAACGAAAAAAUUGUUACAUGAAAAUAGACACCAGAAUAGACAAAACACUGAAAUCAUACCAAAAUAACUUUAAAAAAAAUAAAAAUAAAUCGGAAAUUCAACAUUAAUUUGUCUUUUUAAAUGGAAGACGUGGUUAACCGCCUUUAUUAUAGGUAUUACCCGAUAGUUUGAAUGUAAAUAUUAAGACCAAUACGAUGAGGCGAAAAUGUCACAAAUGUAGACGGAAGGAAGUCGGAGGUAAGGAAUAUGCAUAAAAUAAACACGAUGAAUAUAGUAUUUUUGAGGUCAUACUAAUUUAUUAUAAAGAAAGCCAUAUGACGAUAGUCAAUAUUUAUUUUUUGCAAGAACGGAAUUGUUUUAUUUUAUUGCUAGGUAUUUCCAUUGUGUUUACUCAAACUAUUCAUUAUUGUAGUUAUUAGUGUAUUACAAUCAUGGACCUAACGAUAAAUUCAUGUCGAAAAAUAUUUAUAAUAUCGACACAAAAAUAAUAUUAUAUAAAAAGUAGUUUUCCCAUUCUAUUUAAUGCUGUGUAUCUAAAAUUGUUGUUUCUUUCGAAACUAAGUGAAUUUUACCAUCGUGUAAUUAUUACCACGUAGUUCUCGUUAUUCUCAUUUAACCCCAAAGUGCGUUUUCAACUCAUGUUGAAAACCAACUAAUACAAAUUUAAAAUAUGACCAAAUUUGGUUUCACAGGAAAAACACGUCGAAUGUACAAUAUUAUGACGAUUUUGUUGUUUUUGCACUUGUUGCGCAAUAUAUAUAAUUAAAAAUAUUGCCAGAAAUUAUUUUAAAAUAAUUUUUCAAAAACGUAUUAAGGAGACAUAACUAAUAGUAGUAGCGCGUUUUCUUUUUUGAAAUAUUACGAGUGUAAUAGUAUCCGUAUUCAUGCAGCCAUUUCAGCAAAUUAUUUCUGUAAUAAAAUAAUAUUUAAUAUUUAAAUAUUUGCCAUCGUGAAAUAAAUAAAUUAUAAACAUGAAUAAUAACUAUUUAAAUUAAUGCAUAUUAAUAAUAUAUCCUAUAAGAUAUAUAUCCCGUAGGCAAGUAACGAAUAUAUUUUUUAGAAUAUUAAAAUAAGGCGGGGCUACGAUUAUGUACGGAAAUUAAAAUGCGCGUAAUAUUAUUAUUACAUAACAUACUAGUAAUGUCGGUAUUUUUACGUCGUGUGCUGCCAUUAAGUCAACGCGUUUUCUUUGGGGAGGGAUGGAGUAUGCAAAUAAUAUAAUCGGUAUGCGACUACAAGAAGAUAACACGACGUACAGAGUGGUGUAUCGGAGUACCUAUGAGCAAUGAUAAAAUAAUACAAAAUUACGAAUAUACAGCAUGAUGCACUAGCCAAAACAAAUUCUACUAGAAAUCUUGCUCAGAAGUAUCAAGUAAAGCACAUUUUCUGGAAAGGAAUUUUACUGGGGUGAUAUUUAAGGACAUUUUUUUAUUUUUACGAGGGGGAGCGAUAGGGGCGAUUGCACCCCUGUUGAAUUUGUUUCACGAACAGGUUAUUAUUUAUAUUUUAAUUAUUAUUAUUAUAAUCAAAAAUGUAAACAAAAAGUUAAUUCUUUUAGUGCGGAAAUGGUUAUCAACGAUUUGUUAAGAGAUUAGAGGUAUUGUGGUUACCAUAAACUGUUGGUUAUAAUCUUAGAUCAUAUAAUAUGAAUAAAGCUAUUGCAUGAUAAACGAUUAUUACGAGUUAGACAUCAUUAUUAACGAGUGCUAAGGGGACUGAUGUCUAUUGCGCAUGCGUAUCAAUACUCGUUGCAUUAUCAUUAUACCACCACCAGACAGUGAUGGUAGGUCACGGGUACAAGAUAGUUGUCAAAAAAUGUAUAAGGAUAGAGAAACAAUAAUAUUUGUAUUAGGUAUGUUACCAACGUAAAGAAAAAAAAAAUUUGCCUAUGCAAUAACUAAACGUUUAAUGCUCGUAAAUCUUGUAAAAUAAAUUAUGUAUCAACUAGUGCAGAGGUUCUCAAAGUAUGGGACCGCGAAAGCUUCGUGGGGGGGGGUGAAAGAAAAAUUUUAAAAAUCAAUAUUGUAUUGAUAGGACAGAAAAAGAUUUGUGGAAUUGGCGUAAUAAUAAUCGCGUCCUGUACAGUGUGUACAAUAUCUUUAUAGAUCACAUACAGACAGCAACAAUUAACACGAGCCAUUAUCUAUAAAAGGUUUGUUGUUUUAUGGAUAAACCACUAUUGGCCGUCAUUCUAUUUUUCAACAUACGCAAUAUGGGUGGUGUUCAAGGUUUCCGUGGCGAGUAUAUAA